UCUCACUUGGUGAACAGGAGCGACCGGCAGCUUCUGCGUCCCGACUGCUGCCCACACAGACCGUGCGACCAGGCCGACAUGGGCGUGCUGCUGGUGUUCUGUUUGGCCUGGCUGGCCUGUUCGGAAGCUUCCGGUGGAGCGGCGGCGGCCGGGACCGAGUCGCAGGGCAGGUCGCUGGCUACGGCGCUCCUACCAAGCCUUAUCGACGCUGCCGUGACUCGCGCUCCAGCCUGCCGCGACCCCGUCGGGACCACGGGCUACUGCCUGAGCCGGGCUGGCUGCCGGGCCCAGAGGGGCACGGCCGGCGCCCCCUGCCGCAAGUCGGGCUCGACGCGGGGUCUCUGCUGUCUAGUGGACAGAUGCCCGGUGGAGCCCCCAGUGGCGCCGUUCGGCACCGUGCGGGACCUCGUCACCAGGACCAGCCUGGCCCAAGCCCUACCCGAGUACAAGAGCCAGCUUAACCCCGGCCUCACCCGGGCAUUAGAGCCAGCUUGA
This is a messenger RNA of Pollicipes pollicipes, 495 nucleotides long. RefSeq lists its product as uncharacterized. The record is from RefSeq and is a predicted model, not a curated record. The transcript is spliced from 5 exons. The coding region runs from base 79 to 495 and encodes 138 amino acids. Lineage: Eukaryota; Metazoa; Arthropoda; Thecostraca; Pollicipedomorpha; Pollicipedidae.